Messenger RNA from Corythoichthys intestinalis (scribbled pipefish), 1992 nucleotides. RefSeq names its product solute carrier family 35 member A1 (gene slc35a1). The coding region runs from base 158 to 1156 and encodes 332 amino acids. Gene Ontology annotation, biological process: pyrimidine nucleotide-sugar transmembrane transport. NCBI's taxonomy places the organism in Eukaryota, Metazoa, Chordata, Actinopteri, Syngnathiformes, Syngnathidae. Gene Ontology annotation, molecular function: pyrimidine nucleotide-sugar transmembrane transporter activity. Gene Ontology annotation, cellular component: Golgi membrane. The record is from RefSeq and is a predicted model, not a curated record. The transcript has 8 exons.
UGAUGACAUCAUAUGUGAGGAGGAAGUGCUUGGACGGCUUGCCCCUGGUCAGGCACAGCCACAAACGUUGUGCAUUCCCUUCUCUGGCGUUUUGCUUUUUGACGGCUGGAAAAUGAUUUAAUUCGGUUACCCGGGUGAACACCACACCAUAGCAACAAUGAGCAGCGAGAGGGUGAGCCUGCCGUUCAAGCUCUAUUGCCUGACGGUGAUGACCCUGGUAGCGGCCACUUAUAAUGUGGUUGUACGCUACACGAGGAUCGCUUCGGCCGAAAUAAUGUACUUCUCCACCACCGCCGUGUGCAUGACCGAAGUCAUCAAACUCAUACUAAGCAUUGGCAUGCUGGCAAGAGAAUCGGGAACGCCGUCAAAGCUGCUGGCUGACAUAAAAGAGCAGGUGUUGUGCAACCCUGGAGGGUUGCUGAAGCUUAGUGUACCCUCUGUGGUUUAUGCCGUGCAGAACAACAUGGCGUUUGUUGCACUGAGCAACCUUGAUGCUGCAGUUUAUCAGGUGAUCUAUCAGCUGAAGAUCCCAUGCACGGCGUUGUGCAUGGUCAUUAUGCUAAACCGGUCCCUCGGCAAGAAACAGUGGUUCUCCAUCUGCACGCUCUGCGUGGGAGUCAUCCUAGUACAGUUUAAGCCCGUCGAGGCCACCAAAGUCAAAGUUGAGCAAAACCCUUUUCUUGGGUUCAUGGCCAUCGUUGUCGCUGUGUUCUGCUCUGGGUUCGCAGGUGUGUACUUCGAGAAGGUGCUGAAGAGUUCCGACACGUCCCUGUGGGUGAGAAACAUCCAGAUGUAUUUGUCGGGUAUCGCCUGCACUCUGAUGGGCGUGCUGUUGAACGAUGGAGAUAAGGUCAUCGAGCAUGGCUUCUUUUACGGUUACACUCCUUGGGUGUGGUUCGUUGUAUUCAUGGGCAGCGUGGGAGGCCUGUACACAUCCAUUGUGGUCAAGUACACGGACAACAUCAUGAAGGGUUUUUCCGCAGCGGCAGCCAUUGUUCUCUCCACCGUGGCUUCGUUCUUCUUGUUUGGAUUGCAUAUAACGUCCACAUUCUUGUGCGGAGCCAUCCUGGUCUGCGCAUCCAUCUACCUGUAUGGCCUUCCAGUCAGCAAGGAAUGUGCAGACACGGAGUCCAAACAGAAACCAAUCACGGUGUGAGUCUAGUGACUCCGAUUCCAGAUACCAGAGGUCUCUGGUCCCCCCAAAACUUGGACUAAGGGGGAGGAAGGCUACCCCACCCUUAAUCACGGACUUUUUAAUUCAAUUAUGUGGGUUCUGUCUGCACCAAGUGUAAAUAAAACACUGCAGCCCCACUUAUCUAAUCAAAGGGGGGCAGGGGGGUCAUUGUAAAGACUGAACAAAACCUGUGAAGAUUUUGUUGAAGUGGAGACGCUGUUCAGUUAAAACCUCAACGGUUGCACUGCUUAAAACACGUUCAGGACCAAUAUCUGCAUUUGUCAUUGAUUUAUUUACUAAAGGGUCAAAUACUGUAUUCAUUGAGCAAUGGUGAUGAGUGUUGUUUUUCUUUGAUGGACAAAAUGGCUUCACAGCCCAAGUUAAAUACAUCAAUUGUGAAUGUAUUAGAAUUCUUUUCAUACUUGAAAUGACAUGACGUUGUACAUAGCUACAAAUGUCACUUUUUAUUUACAAGUCAUUUUGUGUUAACUGAAGAUUCAAAUGUACACAUUUGGAAUUGUACUUGUCAAGCAGCGCUUAUGUCCCUGCUGCUGUCAUUACAAAUGAAUCAAAACUUAAUUUAAAUGAUUUUUUAAAAUAAUAAACUCUUAAAAGUAGGGAUAUCAUUUUUUUUUUCCGUCCGUUUUGAAGAUCUGACAAUCUGUGUGUAUCCCAGCGUACUCUUACAUAUGUGAGUGUAUUAACUGUUUUGUUUUACAUUUUUCACAACUUUUAUUGUUAUUGUUCAAUAAUAUAAUAGUAACGUGUAUUACAUGUUUUGAUGCAUUUUUAUGCUUUAUAAAAGAUUUAUGUCUGAA